UCAACUUUAAGACUUUUUAAUAUAUUUAUAUGUAUUUUUAAUAUUUUCUUAUUAAAAUGAACUAAAAUAAGAAGUGCAGCAUUCUUUCAUUUCUAUAGGGCCAAUCCCCGUAAUUUCGACUUUGACAACAUUGGUAAUGCUCUUUUGACCUUAUUUGAAAUCCUCUCCUACGAGGGAUACGCUGAAGUACGUGAAAUUAUCACUGCUCAAGUUGGGGAUGGCCAAUCCUCGCAGAUUCAACUUUGACAAUGUAGGCAAUGCUAUGCUGGCUCUUUUCGAAGUUUUAUCCUUCAAAGGAUGGUUGGAUAUUCGUGAUGUAUUACUUCAGAGAUUAGGUCCUGUCCAUGCCAUUUAUAUACAUAUUUUUGUGUUUCUUGGUUGUAUGAUUGGACUCACUUUAUUUGUUGGUGUAGUCAUUGCUAAUUACAGUGAAAAUAAGGGAACAGCUUUACUUACCGUCGACCAAAGAAGAUGGUGUGAUUUAAAGAAGAGACUUAAAAUAGCUCAGCCACUCCAUUUACCACCCCGACCCGACAGUCACAAAAUCAGAGCUUUUAUAUAUGAUAUAACCCAGAAACUUUUCUUUAAGCGUUUUAUCGCUUUAUUAGUAUUGGCAAACAGCAGUCUUCUAUGCGUUAGCUGGAGAUCAGAUGAAAACUAUACGAUGCCUUUAGCCACUGUAUCUGCUUCCUUCACAGUACUUUUCACCAUUGAAGUAGUGAUGAAAACCAUUGCUUUUACACCUCGUGGUUAUUGGCAAAGCAGAAGGAACCGCUACGACCUGUUUGUCACAUUCAUUGGUGUAAUUUGGGUGGUGAUGCACUUCAUGUUAAGGAAUGAUUUAAGUCAUUCAUUUGGAUUUGCAGUUGUGAUAUUCAGGUUCUUCACGAUUACAGGAAAACAUGCUACAUUGAAGAUGUUGAUGCUGACUGUGGUUGUAUCAGUUUAUAAAAGUUUCUUUAUCAUAAUGGGAAUGUUCCUAUUAAUCCUGUUUUAUGCUCUGACUGGAGUCAUUCUAUUUGGAACUGUCAAAUUUGGAGAAAACAUAGGGAGGUAA
Messenger RNA from Centruroides sculpturatus (bark scorpion), 1057 nucleotides. RefSeq names its product sodium leak channel non-selective protein-like. Gene Ontology annotation, molecular function: monoatomic cation channel activity. Lineage: Eukaryota; Metazoa; Arthropoda; Arachnida; Scorpiones; Buthidae. The coding region runs from base 218 to 1057 and encodes 279 amino acids. Gene Ontology annotation, cellular component: membrane. The record is from RefSeq and is a predicted model, not a curated record. Gene Ontology annotation, biological process: transmembrane transport; monoatomic ion transport. The transcript is spliced from 8 exons.